AUGGAUCACCAUCAGCAGCAGCAGCAGCAACAGUUCUGCUUGCGGUGGAAUAACCAUCAGAACACGUUGAUUUCGGUGUUCGACAGCCUGCUGGAGAGCGGAUCACUGGUGGACUGCGCCCUGGCCGCCGAGGGACAGUGCAUGAACGCGCACAAAGUCGUCCUGUCCGCCUGCAGCCCCUAUUUCGCGAUGCUGUUAAAUCAACAUUUUGACAAAUAUCCGGUGCUUAUACUUAAAGAUGUAACAUAUCAAGAAUUACGGUCUAUGAUGGACUAUAUGUACCGCGGUGAAGUGAACAUUACCCAAGAACAACUUGGCUCAUUCCUGAAAGCAGCUGAAUCGUUGCAAAUUAAAGGACUGACUGAAAGUAGUGGUCGAUCUGAUCGAAAAUUAGAUUCUCGAAAAAAUGCAACCAGAAAUAUUUCACCUGGUCUACCAAAAAAGUCUGUUACACCUAAAGUUACUGAUGGUGCUUUUGAUCCAUCCAUGACUGUCCCACCACCACUGCCACCCCCAACACUUAUUGCACCUCCUAUACCAAAUAUAAAACGACGUAAAUUAGUACAACCAGUGAAGAACUUUAGUAGUCUUGUUGUGUCACCAGUUAAUCCGAGUCGUACUAAUGCUAAUAGUUUAGAUGUUAACAAUACACCAAAUCCCACUGCACCCAGUUUAGCUGGCGAAGGCAAGGCGAACAUACCAUCUCCUCCAGUCAUUCCUAAACCUGUGGUGGAAUCUGCAAAUAUUCAAGCCGACGAAGAUAAUCCAGAGAAAAAGUCCGAAGUCAAUGGUUUAAUAGUUGAAGAUAAAGAAGAAAAGUACUGGCCUUCUAGUGGCUCGAUAAGCGAUAUUAAACUUGAGAAAACUGAUACAGAAGAAGAAGCUAGUGAAAGUGAAAAUAAUCUUCAUAAUGAUAUGUGUACGACAAGCGCAACUGCCAAGUUAGACUUAUCAUCCUCACAAAUCAGCAUGACAAAUUUUCGGCCUGAAGAAGGCAUGGAACUUACUGAAUACGGAGGCAUGAACAUACCACCAAACAUGCAGGAUCAAGGUUCUUUAUGGUGGAAAAACUUUGAACAAAACUCCAAAUAUGUGCGUACAACUCAAGCAAAUCCAUUCAGUUGUCAGCAUUGCGGCAAGAGGUACCGAUGGAAGAGUACAUUGAAACGUCAUGAAGUAUUUGAAUGUGGAGGGAAAGAGCCAGUUCAUCGUUGUCCUCAUUGUGAAUAUCGCGCCAAACAGAGUGGUAAUCUAAGGGUGCACAUACGCAAGUACCACACUGCGUUAGAGUAA
This is a messenger RNA of Macrosiphum euphorbiae (potato aphid), 1293 nucleotides long. NCBI's taxonomy places the organism in Eukaryota, Metazoa, Arthropoda, Insecta, Hemiptera, Aphididae. The record is from the annotation of a GenBank genome assembly.